This is a messenger RNA of Grosmannia clavigera kw1407, 2319 nucleotides long. RefSeq names its product tho complex subunit. Bases 1 to 2319 code for a protein of 772 amino acids. The transcript is spliced from 6 exons. The record is from RefSeq and is a predicted model, not a curated record. Lineage: Eukaryota; Fungi; Ascomycota; Sordariomycetes; Ophiostomatales; Ophiostomataceae. Gene Ontology annotation, biological process: mRNA export from nucleus; regulation of DNA-templated transcription elongation. Gene Ontology annotation, cellular component: THO complex part of transcription export complex.
AUGCCCGCUCUCAACGUCAACAGCCACGGCAUCCCCGCCGUCGAAACAUUCUACAUCUACCUCCAACAGCUUCUCGACCAUGCGGAAGCUGUGAAGCCGACUACAGAGAUCGAACCUGCGAUCAGCAAGUCCGAUCUAGAUGGUGUAUAUGAACAGAUAGAGAUCAUUCUCGACUUCCCACAGAACGACCCCAAGACGCGAAAAAACGCAAUCGUCGAGACAGCAACCCGCGAUGUGUUCGGUGGUCUUAUUGCCGCCAGGUCUAUUGACUCCCCGGGUUUCGUCCGCGUCUGGAAUUUGUUCGACAUACUCUCCAUUCUCGCCGAUGACGGCCACUGCGACCCGGCUCUGCUCUUCUGGCUAAUUGAGGAGCUCCUCGACAGUCAAACAAUCGCAGGAUGUCGCAAGGUGUUCGAUUACCUUGAGUCGAGGCGUGAGCGAAUAACGACGAAUAGUUUCAACAGCAAGAAGCUUGUCAUCUUGCGAAGCUGCAACGACCUCUUGAGACGGCUCUCCCGUGCCGAGGAUACACCAUUUUGUGGUCGCGUCUUUAUCUUCCUCUUUCAGGUGUUCCCCCUUGGCGAUAAGAGCUCGGUGAACCUUCGUGGAGAGUACCAUAUCGAGAAUGUGACUACGUACGAUGUGGACGCUGCGAAGGAGACCGAGGGCGGUGACAAGAUGGAUGUAGAUGGCGCCAUGGAUGGCUCGAAACCAGCCACCGACCCCAAAAAUAUCGAUUUUGAGGUGCUGUAUCCUGUUUUCUGGUCUCUACAAACAAGUUUCAGCCAGCCUAAGACGCUGUUUGAGCCAGCGCAAUUUGCGCAGUUCAAAUCCGGUCUCGAAGCAUCGCUAGCUGCCUUCCAGAAGAUCAAUAACGAACGCCGCCCACACAGCACACGGCAUACCGACGACGUCAGACGUGGGACGAAGCGCAAGAGAGACAAGGAGGACGAACUCGCCGACACAUACAACCCCAAGUAUCUCACCAGUCGGGACCUCUUUCAACUCGAGACAAGCGACCUGACGUUCCGCCGGCACUUUCUGCUCCAAGCACUAAUCAUUGUUGAAUUUCUCCUCUCGUUGUCGCCCAGCGCCAAGAAAAAGCUCGCCACGGCCAGUACGCCCAACAAGUCUGUCACCUACUCGGACCAUGUUCUGAGCGAGGAAGACACAGUUUGGGUGACGAAAAUGAAGCAUCACAUAACAGAGCACAUCAGGAACAGCGACGACGAUGGUGCAUACUUCUUCCGCAUGGUUGAUACGAUUCUAGCCAGGGAUAAGAACUGGGUGCGGUGGAAGGUAGAAUCAUGCCAGUCGAUAGAGCGUCCGGGCGUUUCGGCAGAGGAGUUUGUGAGUGCCAAAGACGGUGCACAGAAGGCAUUUGCCAGACAUCGGCGUCGUAACAACAUGUCCAUGGGCUCAUUCUCGCUGGACUUCUUGAACGAUGACGAGGAUGAAGCCGAUGCGCUCGAAAAGCUCAAACAGCCGAAACGUUUUGCCUUGCCGGAAAUCGAUCAGUCCAAGAUGUUGGCAGAGGAGCGGAAAGCCAGCAAGACCUGGCGAGCUCUGAGGAUUGCGCGGCAAUGCAAGCUUGCGGUAUUCGACAAGAUCGACGACGACAAGAACAUUUCGGUCGUGUACGCUGACGAUACUGAGGAAGAUGCGGGCGACGGGAUAGCUGGUGGCGAAGCUGCCAGCGCUGAGGGUGAGCCUGUCAACAAAGACAGCCUGCCGGAAGACACACGGCCAUUAGUCCUUGUGAGCCUGGCAGACGCGUCCGCAGAAAGCCUGAGCAAAUUGCUGCUGGAGCGAAACCCUGGCGUGUUUGGUGUCGUUCGUUUGUUUCGGGGUUGGGUCGGUUUUAUCAUGUACGGGACACAGAAGGCAUUGGUGGACGCGGUCAAAGAUACCGGCAAGGUGCCCACUGGUUUUGAUGCACUACGAAGUGUGGAAUCUCUGGAAGAGCAGCUCAAGGAAAGCGGCCAGAGCGAGUCUGAUGAGGGUGCAAAGACCAUAUUGGAGAAGUUGAGUGGUGGCAGUGAUGCCAGUGGGCUGUUCGACAAGGUGUUGACCGAUGAUGGCCCAGAGAGCACGGUGAAGGUGCUAGAAUCGUACAUCUAUGGGCUGGAAGAGGAGUUGCAGGAUAACGACGGAAAGGCGUCUAGUGACGAUGCAGCAGCCACAGCCGCAGCUGAGGUUGCAGAGACGGUGAACGGCGAGUCUACCGAGGGAAAAGAUGAAGACGCAACAAUGGUGGAUGCAGAUCAACCUCCAGCACCAGCUUCUGAGGAGAACGGAAGCAAAGAGGGGGCCAAGUAA